Messenger RNA from Brienomyrus brachyistius, 2719 nucleotides. RefSeq names its product Rho guanine nucleotide exchange factor (GEF) 15 (gene arhgef15a). Lineage: Eukaryota; Metazoa; Chordata; Actinopteri; Osteoglossiformes; Mormyridae. Gene Ontology annotation, biological process: activation of GTPase activity. The coding region runs from base 187 to 2316 and encodes 709 amino acids. The transcript is spliced from 16 exons. The record is from RefSeq and is a predicted model, not a curated record. Gene Ontology annotation, molecular function: protein binding; guanyl-nucleotide exchange factor activity.
GGUGUGAUCGUGCCACGGAUGAAUGCAGCAGAGGACCGAAUUCGUUACCCGAAGUUAAUCACUGCAAAACUUUGAUUUAUCAACGCGUUGAGCCCAUAACAUCCCAGUAGCUAUUACUCCGGAUCCCAAGCCCCUUGGUCCACAUAUAGGAUCGGGACGUGAUACCCUCAGAUAACACUGAAGGUGAUGUCCCACUCUGGGGACCCUCGCGCAGAGAAAUGUUCUCUCAAGCACAAGCAGCAAGACCCGCUGAAACCGGACCACUGCUAUCACCGGCACCCCCUUCCGCUGACCCAAAUGGGCCUGCAGGGGUACGUGAGGAGUAUAAUUUGCCAUUUCAACUGCCAGAUCUGUGGCGAAGGGGCCGAAGAGCCUCGCCGAACGAGCGCCGUCGUCUCCGGACACCAGGCGGCCUGUCACACUGAACGGAUUUCGAAUAAGAAAGAUCUCGACAAGCCAGCCAGGAGAACGGACCAGGAUCAGCACAAGUAUGCAGGAACCCCGAGCUCGAUCCCUGAGCCUCAGUCCAACUCCAGAAGCACUGACGACGCCCCCCCGCCCCUACCUCCGCGGUUACCACUUCCUAAGGAUGAAUCCAGAAGCUGUAAUUCCACCCGUCAACACCAAGAUGAAGAACAGGAGGCAGACUUGGUGAAAGUGAGACGACCAGCUGGCAGGAGCCUUAAACGGAUGUCCACUGAUUGGGAAUCCCAGCUUCAGGAUGAGCCUCUGUACCAGACGUACCGCACUGCAGUCAUCACAAAGGAGAUCAAGCAGCAGACAGUAUAUUGUCCCAAUGGACUAGGUGCCGACGACCCCAGCCAGCGGUGGUCCAGGGGCGAUGGGAAAACACUGUGGCAGGAGUUGCCCACUGUGCGGAAAAGCGGCGUCCUCACGCAUCUCAGCCCGGGGGAGUGCAAGCACCAGGAGAGCAUGUUUGAGGUGCUGACGUCGGAGGCUUCGUACCUGCGCUCCCUCCGUGUCCUCAUCGAGCACUUCAUGGAGUCUCGUGACCUGGACGAGACGCUCGUCAUUCGCGACAGGAAGACACUCUUCUCCAACAUUGUGCGAGUGCGGGAGGUCAGCAAGAGGUUCUUGAGCGACCUGGAGGAGCGUGUGGACGAGGGCCCGGUGAUCACCGACAUCUGUGACAUCAUCCACCAGCACGCCCUGCACGGCUUCCCGGUCUAUGUGGACUAUGUACGCAACCAGGCAUACCAGGAGAAGAUCUACACCUACCUGCUGCAGAGGAAUGCGCAGUUUGCUGCAGUGAUGUCACGGCUGCAGGAGUCUGCAUGCUGCCAGCGUCUGCCCUUUGUUUCAUUCCUGCUGUUACCCUUCCAGCGAAUCACACGGAUCAAGAUGCUGACUGAGAACAUUCUGAAGAGAACCAAAGAAGGAUCAAAGCAGGAGAGGACGGCUUCCGAGGCACUCGCCUGUGUGUCUAAAAUUGUGAAGGAGUGCAACACACAGGUGGGCAAGAUGAAGCAGAUGGAGGAGCUCAUACAUAUGGCCAAGUCUCUGGAUUUCAACAAGCUCAGGGCUGUUCCUGUCAUCUCUCAGGCCCGCUACCUUGAGAAACGGGGGGAACUGCAGGAGCUGUCCAAAGGGGGCACCAUCUUCAGCCUCCGCUCCAAGUUCGUCUCCAUAUGCCUGUUCCUCUUCAAUGACCUCCUGAUCAUCACCAAUAAGAGGAGCAACAGCACUGACCGCUACAGCGUGAUCGACCACGCCCAUCGCUCACUGGUUCAGGUCCAGUCAGUCAACAAGGACCGCCAACGCUCAACGCUAAAAAAUAGUUUUUUCCUCAUACUUUUGGAGAACCACAAGGGUCAGACGAUCAAGCGCUUCAUGAAGGCUCCUACAGAGUCAGAUAUGCACAGGUGGAUGGCGGCAUUUCCAAACCCCACAACACCAAAACAGGAAGAGGAGGUUAUAUAUGAAGACUGGGACUGCCCACAGGUGCAGUGCGUGGACCAGUACACGGCCCAGCAGGCCGACGAGCUGAACCUCGAACCCACUGACAUCAUCAACGUCCUACGGAAGACCAACGAAGGAUGGUACGAGGGCAUCCGCCUCUCCGACGGCGAGUCCGGCUGGUUCCCCUCGGCAAAUGUGCAGGAGAUCACGAACGAGCACGUGCGGCGGCGUAACCUGCGCGAGCAGUACCGGGUGGCGCAGGCCAGGGUGCAGGGAGCGACCCUGCAAAGGCACAACUGCGGGAACCAGGAAGUAGGGGCAGGGCAGGGGAUUCAUGAAACCACAGUGCCUGAUGGACUCCACGGAGCAGGCUGUGGCUCCCGGUGCCAGUUCUGAGCAACUCGGAGUCCUUACCGACUUCACAGGAAACGUCUGGAGUUUGGGAUCGAGAAGCAGAACCUUCAGAUCGAAAAACUUAAGUCCUGGAUUACGACACAGAAUGAUGUAUAAAUGAGGACACCGUCUGUAUCUGAGGCUGGGAUUUCCUCUCAGCCUGCAGGAAGGCCAGAACUUUCUCACUCACAGCCCACAAACUCUGGCUGUGCACCAGCCAUCCUGACAGGCCAAGCGGUAGCCAAGCCGCUGGAAGUGGGUUUGGCUGCUUGGUAGAAGCACGCCCCCUAGCUGUAACGACGAACUAUACCAUCCACAGCUGGCAAUUCCUACGAUAUUUUUAUACAGUGCCUUUCCCGAUGUGGUUGUCCCAAACCACGUAAUAAAAUUCAUUUACAAACUGAAA